Molecule: messenger RNA, 1045 nt
Organism: Austrofundulus limnaeus
Lineage: Eukaryota; Metazoa; Chordata; Actinopteri; Cyprinodontiformes; Rivulidae
Product: trace amine-associated receptor 1-like
Exons: 3
Biological process (GO): G protein-coupled receptor signaling pathway
Cellular component (GO): membrane
Molecular function (GO): trace-amine receptor activity
Source: RefSeq, a predicted model, not a curated record
AUGUGGAAGUAUUCUAUUUUUGAGACGGAUACAGAGAAGCACCUCAUCUCUGAUCUUCAAUUGAAAGCAGCCCAGAAGACGCUGAAGGAGUACUAUAAAUACGCCUGGAAAGUGUUCGACUGGAUGAGCUCGUGUCUGAAGCCAAGAYUUCAUCAAKCUAAAUYWUUGUUCCUGAACUUCCUGGUGUUUAUCUCUCUGAUCACUGCAWCUCUUAACCUGCUCGUCAUCAUCUCAGUCUCCCAUUUCAGGCAACUCCAYACUCCCACUAAUGUCAUCCUUCUAUCUUUGGCAGUCUCAGACUUCCUUGUUGGUUGCUUGUUGAUGCCUUUAGAAAUCUUUAGAAAUUUAUCCUGUUGGUUUCUUGGGGAUUUUACAUGUUCUUUAUUGUAUUAUAUGAUUUGUCAAAUUAUUUCCACUUCAGUAGGAAACAUUGUGCUUGUAUCAAUUGAUCGCUACACAGCUAUUUGUGACCCUCUACAUUAUCUCACCAGAAUCACUAUGGCAAAAGUCAAAUAUAGUGUUUGUCUGUGUUGGUUCUGUGCUGCUUCCUGCAGCUUUUUGUACGUGAAAGAUGAACUUAUUGAACCAGGCAGGACUAGGUCCUGCUUUGGGGAAUGUAAAGUUGUAAUGAGCUAUAUUGUGGGUACCUUUGACCUAAUUAUGAACUUCACAUUUCCAGUUACUGCCAUCAUAGUUCUGUAUAUGAGAGUUUUUGUGGUGGCUGUGUCUCAGGCUCGUGCCAUGCGCUCUCACAUYACAGCUGCUGCCCUCCAGAAAUCAAGUAACGUAAAAACAAAGAAAUCUGAGUUGAAAGCAGCCAGGACUCUUGGUGUUCUUGUAUUUGUGUUUUUACUAUGUUUUUGUCCAUAUUACUGUAUUUCUCUUGCUGUGAGUGACUUGGUCAGUGCUGCAUCUAUGGUCUAUAUCAUUUUUCCAUUCUAUUUAAACUCCUGUCUAAAUCCUGUGAUCUACACACUUUUUUACCCCUGGUUCAGAAAGGCUAUAAAACUCAUUGUCACUUUACAGAUACUGAGGCCUGACUCAU